AUGGAUAAACAAAUUUUAUUGCACUAUGAGAAACGCAAAUAUGAGGAAUUGGCAAAAAUACUGAAAAGUAAAGAAUUUAGUGAGAUAAAAGAGUUAUUAGAUAAUUAUGUAUUAAGAGGAAGGACUGAUCCAACCGUAUUAGUACUAGCUGUAUUAACAGGUUUAUAUUAUUUAAAAGAAGAUGGAAAAGAAAAUCAGCUUCUUAUUUAUAAAUAUAUGAUAAAGGUUCUGCAGAAAAAUGAAAUCAACAUUCAAACUGUUUCUAACCUUGUUGGUUUAUUGAUGCUUGAGGCUGACAAAUUGGGUGGAGCAAAUUUAGUUGAAUUAGCCAGUCAGUUUACAGAAUCUGUGAAAAAUGGUACUUUCACAGGAGGAAAAGCUGUUGAUCUGUUUCCAAAGAUAUUAUAUGAGUUAUCAAAAGAAGAUAAAGUUAUAUAUGGAGAUGGUAGUAUGCGAGGAUCUGAAUGUAAAAAUCAUAUUUUGAAUACUCUUUGUUCAGGAAGAUGGAAUCCUACAACAGUUGUUCAUUUGGCAGCCAUGUUUAUAGAUGUUCCAAUGACAUCCGAAGAAUUGAAAUUUGUGAUAGAAAAAAUUAUACGAUCCUUUCCUGAAAUGGCACUACAAGAUUUACCAGCUCUUGUUUAUCAACUUUUGUUGUUGGCCAAAAGGGGUCAUAAACGUCUGGUUAUUGAGGGUGUUACUUCAUUUUAUAUUGAUAAAGAUACAGUUUGUAGAAAUCAAAUAUCAGAAAUCACUGAAGAUUUGAUGAGUGAAGAAUGUGAUACAGAGACAUUAAGAUAUACAGAAGGAACUGUAAUAUUACAUAUAGUUUUCUCAGUUAAACAGGAUCAAGAAUUGGGUAGAGAAUUUAUUAGAUAUUUAAAGAAUACACUGCUGGUGCAUCCAGUUAAAGUAUUAGCACCAUUCAAUCUGGCUCUAGCCUUAUCUGUAGCUCGUAUACAUAGAUUACAAGAUCAGCUUUAUGACUUUAUAAAAUCCACAAUAUUGAAGAGUUUUAAAGAUAAAGAUAAAGAAAAUAAUUCUAAGUGGAUAAGAGAAUUAGUACCAGAUACAGUAGAUAUUACUAGUUAUGUUUUAGAAACAGUUGAUAACAGUAAAUAUGGCUGGGAUCAUGUUUUACAAGGACUGGUUCAACUAGGAUUUACACUUAUGGAUAGUUGUGGACCCAAAUCAGCAUUUGGAAAAGAAAUUUAUCAAGCAACAAUAAAAACUCCUUCCCAGUUUACUUGUCAACUUGGUAAACAAGUUCUGAAAAAUACGGUUAAGGUGCAUGAAGUUGUACGCUUGGAAAUACUGGAUCAAAUAUUUAAUAGAAUUGUAACCAAAGCAACUCAACCAAUCUCACAUUAUUUAGAUCUUUUAUCAGACAUUGUAUCUUCAUCUCCACAUUUUCUGUUGGAAGCAAUACCAAAAGUGAAGGAAGCGUUUGAUUAUUUGUCCUACCUACCAACAAGUUCUGGACAAGGCUUGUUAACGGCCAUACAACCUCUUCUUAAAUUAAGCACAUCAUUAAAAGAUACGCUUCUCAUUGUUUUAAGGAAAGCCAUGUUUUCAAGACAGUUAGAUCCAAGGAAGAUUGGUGUAUAUGGAUAUUUGAUGAUAUUGAAACAUUUUAAAGUAUUAGGUGGCUUACCCUCCAGUCAAUGUAGUCAGCCAUUUAACUUGAGUCAGGUACAAAUUGAUGUACAUACACGUUAUAAUCCUGCUAGUAAUGAGGCUGUGUGUAUAGAAAUAUUAGGUAAUCUGAGAAGAGUUGGAACGCAGCAAGCAGAUGUACGUCUUCAGUUAUAUGAGGGUUUUUAUGAAGUUGUUCAUCGUAAUACACAGUUACAGAUGCCGGUGUUGGACAAUUUAUUGAAUCAGUUGACAAAGUUUUAUGUUGAAGAUGAGGAGAUAAAUCCACCAGUUCUAUUAGAUAAAUGUAUUUUACCACAGGGGGAACAAGUCUUCUUAGCUGAACCAUUGGCUCACCUAUUGGCAUGUAUUCAACAUAUAGUUAUAAAGACAAGAGAAACACUGACCCAACAACACACAGAUGAUGAUGAUGAUGAUGAGGAAGAGGAAAAGGAAGAUAGGUCACUAAUACUGCUAGAACAAGUACUAGCUGAUUUAACUGUCCGUAUGAUCUCUAGUGAAAUGGAAGAUUUUGAAAUUGAUAAAUCAGCUGAUUUCACACUAAAAAACACAGUUGGUAUUAAGAAUAAUAUAUUUGCUAUUUUAGUGUUGGGUAUAUAUGAAGUAUUGAUGGAAUACAAUUUUAUUCAUAAUAAAAACAGUGUAGAAAAGUGUGAAAAAGUUCUGAAGUUAUAUGAGAAAUAUGUUAAAUUAAGUGAUCUAUUAAAGGAGAAGGCCAGUACAGCUAAUGGUAAAAAAGGCAAAGUUUCUACAAGUAAACCUAGUAAAGCUCCAGCUAGUUUAUUUUCUCUCAGUUUUAAUGUUGAUAUAGUGACUUUAUUAUUAACGGAUUUUUCAGCAAAACAUAAAACAGCAUAUGAUGUUCUACGUACUAAUUUAGAUUUUAUGAAACAUAUUGUAACAACAGCAGUUAAUAAAUUACACCAAUAUUCAGAUAAGGGUGUAUGUGAUGGAUCAGCAGGACUUGAUAAAUCAAAACUAAUGAACCAUUGUUGUCAGCUGGGAAAGUUAUUUUUAGUGUAUUAUAUAGAACAUCAGAUGACAACAGAUAGAAAUAAUAAAACUAUAGUAUCAGGAUGUUUAGAUGGUUUGUUACACGUAUUUACUAUAUGUACAACAGAUAAAGAUAAACUAUGUCAAUGUCUUAAAGCUCUAGAAGAUUAUGCAGAAAAUGAAAAAUGGUCAGAAAAAAUUAAAACGGAAAAAAUUCACAAACAUAUUAAAAAAUUACAGAGAUUAGUGGCUAAUAUAUUUACUACUGAUGAAGAUAAACAGAAUAUAAAAGAAGUUGGAUCGCUGUUGUCUAUUAUUGGUCAACUUAGUAAAUAUUUACCAUAUCAUGGAACCGAGUAUGAAGAAGUACAAAUAUGGAUACAUAAAAUAUGUACUGAUCAAACUAUAGAUGAUAUACCAACAUGUAAACAAGUGUUAUCAACAUUAUUAACUAUAACACAACAGAUGACAAGUGUACCACAAAUAUUAAAAGAUAUGUGUCAGGAUGUUCACAGUCAACUAGGAGAUGUUGAUCAGCAAGUAGAAGUUGAAGAUAAAACUAACUUUUCGUUGAUCACAAUACGGACAGCUGCUCCAACUGUAUUACAGCUGACAUUACAUCAUAUAGAUAGAGAAUUAGAUGACAUGGAUUGGGUCAUAGGUUAUAUUAAAUCAGAUACAUCAAUCUCACAAUCAGGUGAUGAUUUACCGAAUGCUACACAACAAGAAACAAGAGAGAAGAGUAUAUGUAGUAGAUAUGGUGUAAUAAUUGUUGGUUAUUAUGAAUUAGUACAAUCAGCUUUACCUAGUGGGAUAUGUACAGAUAUCAUGUUAAAAUCUUUAACUAAAUUAUAUACAUCACUGUCCGUAUUAGUUAAAUAUUAUAUAUCUCUGUAUACCAAAAAGACUGGCCAUUUAACAUCAAGAUUUGAGAAGUUGAUUAAAUUGAUAGGAAGUAAAUUAUCUCCAUGUGUAUAUGCUUUUAUAACAUAUAUUCAAGCAUUAGAGAAAGAACACAUACAACAGGCUGCAGAUCAUAUAAAAACUAAGAAAGAUAAGAAGAAACCUGUUAAUACUAAUAUACCUACUGGCAAGGUGAUAAAACAGACGAAGAUGAUACCUAAUUUGAUAUAUGCUAUAGAAGUGUUUGAAAAGUUUCUCAUACAACUUACAAAAAAAUCAAAGGUAAAUUUAAUGGAUAAUGUAAAGAUGAGCACAGCUCGUGAUUUUCGUAUAAAUAAAGCCGCUGUACAAGCUGUGUUAGAUGAACAAUCCGAUUCUUCUUCAUCAAAUUCAGAUGAGGAUCCUACACAGGAUGUUGAAAACGAUCAAGAUAAUCAUGGUGAUGAUGACGGAGAAAAAGAGAAUAAUAGUGGUGUUGAGGAUAGCGAUGGUGAUAAUGACAAUGAUAGUGAUGAAGAAAAUCAAUCAUCUGUUUCUAAUACACCAUCAACAAGUCAGCAAGAUCCACAAGUUUCUACUAAUAAACGCGAUAUCUGGCCAAGCACAAGUCAACAUAAUACACCUCCAAAUAAAAAAGCAAAACUAGGUAGUAAAGUUAAAAAUAGAAGAUAAAAAAUGUAUAUAAAAAAUUGAUCAUUUAGUGCUGUCAUACAUAAAGUUACUGAACGUUACAAAAGCAAGACUUGGCUGAAAGAAUCAAUAUAUUAAUCUGUGAAAUUUAUUUUCAUCUACUGCCUGAUCAACUUAUAAUUGCAUUUUUCAGAACAUUUUCACUGCUUAAUGCUACUAUCUUCGAGGGGUGUAUGGGCUUCUCCCCCCAGAAAAUUUUGAAAGUUGAAGUCGAUAUCCCUGCAUCUGAGGCCAUUUCUGAAGAAAAUUAAUUCUUUUAAAUGUAUAGACUUUCUCCUGGGUCUCUCUUGUAUAGGCUUGACAUGGGGGUGGGGGGUCCUGACACUCUGGACCUCCCAUCCCCUCCCCUUGACACGCGCCUGAAAUACUUUGCCAUCAAUAAGAAUGACGUACGAUUUCUUAAUAGAUGACUGACCAUGAAUGCUCAAGAACCCCAAGUAAUGUCUGGCGGAUGCUUUGGGAACUAUUGGCAAAUUGCAUUUGUAAGCCCAUUUGCCACAUGAUUUUUUUCCAGGCAAUUUUUAGAUAAUAUUUUAAUUGUCAAAGGAAUGCCUCCUUUGAGUGUUACAUAUAUAUUUCAAGUUUUUUAUGCAGAACAUCUACUGUCUGAACCAUCGUAAAUUUUGAACGGAUUAUGAACAAACUACUUAACUUUGGUUAUUAUAAACUUACCUGCAUGUUUGAAAUCAACUCCUGUUAAAUAAAAUCCAUUGCACAAUUAAAUAUCCCAACGAUUAAAAAAGUUCCUUCUUGAAAAAUUGAAAUCCCACAAACUUGAACCUUCACGCAAUACCAAGGUAUCAUUUCGUAUAAAGGGGCGACAGCAUAUACCACAUUAAACCGGUUUUCAGUACUUUUACGACAAUUCAAGUUUUGUACAAGAAAAAGCAAUAAGUCUCGGCUCAGGAUUGAGUUUGAGCUUUUACACACAUAACUGCUUCCUUUACUUUAUUACCGUCUUUUACAUUCUAGUAAAAUCUCUGCAAUGUUUAUAGCUUUCCCCAUUUGAAAUAUUUGAUUAGAGACUCAGAUGAGAGAAUUUUGACAUGCGGCACAAAAACAAUGACAUAUCUUUAACUAUGUGCAUUAUAUAACUUAAACCCAAUUUCUUUUAAUACCCUUUGCAGGUGGGUUUGAGAAAUUAUAAUAUUUUUUUCUUUAAGUACAGAGCACAGUUGUCUAGAUAGUUGAGAACUGGAUAAAAUUCAAGAAAGUAAACCAUAAAAAGUGUUGAAUCAUUCGAGUUUGUAUUUUAUUUCUUUAAAGCCCCCUUUCAAUUCAAACUUUCAAAAAUAGAAUUAUCUAAAAUUACAUAUAUUUCAAAUACCGGGUAGAUAUGGAAUUAACUGAAAUGGAUUUUAAAAUACCAACCUCUUGUAGUGAUUAUAAAAUGUUAAUUGUGUCUUAACUGUUGGAUAGAAGGAUCGCAUAUUUUCACGUCAAGAUAACAACAUGAAUAUUGAUUGAAGUGGACCCAAUUGUGAAUUAUAAUUUGUGUUUAAUUUUAAAUGUUAUGGAAAGGUUUAGCUCCUUUAAUAGUAAGUGCAGGAGGACAUCACUACAUGCAAAAGAAAACCGACAAGAUAAACCUACAUAAAUGUUGCAAGAAAUACAGACUGGAUAGUUUUCCGUAUCAAAACUGUUGAAUCUGGAAGUAAUGUUACCCUUCUUACAAGGUCUUACAGGCUAUCAAAGUAACAAUACACUCAGAAAUGUUGGAUGUGAACUUCAUGUUGCUUGUUGAAUUAUUGAUAAUAUAAAGAUAGGAAAGUUUUAGGUUAUAUAUAAUAUAUGACUUUAUUAUUAUGAGUAUCUGUGAAAUGGUUUCAAUAUAAAUCUUCUAUGUAAUUGCCUUAAUUUGAUAUUUUUCGUUGCCCAAACUCAGACGAUCAUGCUUUGUUUUGAUUGCAACACAUGGAUCUGUCAAAGUUAAACCACCCCCCGCAAAAACAUCAUUGGUUUCACCCAAUACUUGACGAAAGCCAUGUUGUCUUCCACUCAGUCGAAAUUACAAGUAAAUAGUCAAAUUUUUCAAGGGAGAACUUUUUUUAUUCGUUAGAAUAUUUAAUUGUGCAAUGAAUUUUAUUUAGCACGAGUUGAUUUCAAACACACAGGUUAGCUUAUAAUAACCAAAGUUAAGUAGUUUGUUCAUAAUCGAAGAAAUCUGUUUAAAUUUACGAUGGUUCAGACAGUAACAUCUCUUUUACGGUCAACAUUUAGUUUCUAUGUUUUUGUAAAUUGUUUGUCCAACAUCUUGGCCUAUCAUUAAAAAAAUGUGCUAUGUUAUUUGCUGUGAUGUUACAUGUAUGUUAUUUUACAUAAUGGUUGUGUUGUACAUAUAAUUAAACUGUAUAGGGAAAAGUGGUUUAAAGGACAAUAUUGGUGUCAGUUAUUAUCACAUAUGUGAUUGAACUGGUUUAACACAUUCCAAAUAUAAUUUUAACACAGAGAUCAUUGCUAUGAUAGAUGCGUAAUCAAGGGUUCAACUAACGAAGUGACGAACGCAAAAGGUAAACACAAGUUACCCUUCUAUAUAACUGACUGAAGUGACGAGUGAUAACAGAUACAUGGGCGAAUUUCUGCUCACUAAUAAUUCCUUCGAAGAUCAAAAGUUGUUAUAUGAGACUGAAAGGAUAUCUGACAAUUAAAAACAGAAAUUGACUGUCACUAGAAAAGAGAAAACGAAAAAAUAUUGAAAAAGUCUGUGCAUUACCAAGUAUGGAAUGAAUAAAAACAAGUGAAUGUACACCCAUUUUCUCAUUGCAUGUCUGUGUGUUGCCAACAGGACGAACUUCUUAAUAAUCGUCUUGAAAACUUUUCAGGCUUAUUCUUUAUACCCUAGGGAUGACAUCUAUUAUUUUUGGUGCAUGCCCGACCCCCAGGCACAGAGCUAGGCCCAAUUUUUGCAGAGCCACACCCAUUUUUGUGUGUGUGUGUGUCUUUUGGAUCAUCUUGGAACUUGACAUAAUAUGUAUUCCUUAUAGACUAAGGAUAGCAUGUCCUAUAGGAGCCAUGUCCUAUUUUCGUGUUUAUCGCAUACAGGCCGCAAUUCUGAAUGGAUCAUCUUGGAACUUGGCAUAUGUAUUCCUUAGAACUUAAGGGCGGCAACUAUUGAUUUUAGUGCAUGUCCCGACCCACGCCCAAUUUUUGUUUUUAGCACAUGAAGACCACAAUUCUGAAUGGAUUAUCAUGGAUGGCAACUAUUGAUUUUUGUGCAUGAUCUGCCCCCCUUGGGCGGUGUCACACCUUUUUGUUAAUAUUUUGUAUGUAAAUAAAUCCACAGGUUGCAUUAUUAGCAGAUCUGGUUCCAUUUCGGCAUGAUCCAUCAUAGGGUUGUACCUAUUUAUAUUGGACCAUGUCCAGCCCCCAGGGGCAGAGCCACACACAAUUUUUAUGCUUUUUGUCUACAGGCUGUAAUUCUGAAUGGAUCAUAUUCCUUAUAUUGUAAGGAUAGCAAUUCUUUAUUUUGGUGCAUGUCCUGACCUCCAGGGGUGUAGUACCACACUGACUUGUUUGUUAAUUUUUUGUCUGUAAAUACUUUACAGGUUGCAAUUAUUACCAGUAACAGAUUUUGUUAAUUUGGUGAACAGAAGGGGGAAUUCUUGGGUCUUUUCCAAUUCGAAACCAUGUUAUUACAAUGUUAAAUACCAUUUCUAAUAUUCAGUUAUCACCAGUAUUUGUUAUUCAGUUGUUUGUUUAUGGAAUGUAUAUGUGUGUGUUAAAACUUGUGACAUGUAAUUUUGUAUAUUUUACUCUAAUAAA
Molecule: messenger RNA, 8004 nt
Organism: Patella vulgata (common limpet)
Lineage: Eukaryota; Metazoa; Mollusca; Gastropoda; Patellidae
Product: Fanconi anemia group I protein
Exons: 32
Coding region: 1-4224 (1407 amino acids)
Biological process (GO): DNA repair
Molecular function (GO): DNA polymerase binding
Source: RefSeq, a predicted model, not a curated record